Messenger RNA from Nyctereutes procyonoides (raccoon dog), 939 nucleotides. Its product is annotated as olfactory receptor 7D4-like. Bases 1 to 939 code for a protein of 312 amino acids. Gene Ontology annotation, cellular component: membrane. Gene Ontology annotation, biological process: G protein-coupled receptor signaling pathway. The record is from RefSeq and is a predicted model, not a curated record. Lineage: Eukaryota; Metazoa; Chordata; Mammalia; Carnivora; Canidae. The transcript has a single exon. Gene Ontology annotation, molecular function: G protein-coupled receptor activity; olfactory receptor activity.
AUGGGAGCAGGAAACCAGACAGAAGUAUCAGUAUUCCUCCUUCUGGGCCUCUCAGAAGAUCCAGAACUGCAGCCUCUCCUCUUUGGCUUGUUCCUGUCCAUGUAUCUGGUGACUGUACUGGGAAAUCUGCUCAUCAUCCUGGCUAUCCUUUCUGAUUCCCACCUCCACACACCCAUGUACUUCUUCCUCUCCAACUUGUCUUUUGUUGACAUCUGUUUCAUCUCCACCACUGUCCCGAAGAUGCUGCUAAACAUCCAGGUACACAGCAAAGACAUUUCCUAUAUAGGAUGCAUCACUCAGGUAUAUUUCUUUAUGAUUUUUGCUGGAAUGGAUGAUUUCCUCUUGACUGUGAUGGCCUAUGACCAGUUUGUGGCCAUCUGCCACCCUCUGCACUAUACCAUCAUCAUGAACCCACGACUCUGUGUCCUCCUGGUUCUGAUUUGUUGGCUCACCAUUUUCUGGGUCUCCCUGAUUCAUAUUCUAAUGGUAGGGCAGCUGACCUUCUGUACAGGCACUGAACUUCCACAUUUCUUCUGUGAACUGGCUCAGAUUCUCAAGGUGGCCUGCUCUGACACCCUCAUCAAUAACAUCUGCUUGUAUGUUGCCACUGCUCUGCUGUGUGUUUUUCCUCUCACUGGGAUUCUUUUCUCUUACUCUCAGAUCGUCUCCUCCUUAAUGAGGAUGUCUUCCACUGAGGGCAAGUAUAAAGCAUUUUCCACUUGUGGGUCUCACCUUUCUGUGGUCUCUUUGUUCUAUGGUACAAGCCUGGGGGUCUAUCUCACUUCUGCUGUGACCCAUUCUUCCCAGAGAAGCUCAGUUGCAUCAGUGAUGUACACUGUGGUCACCCCCAUGCUGAACCCCUUUAUCUACAGCCUGAGGAACAAGGAUGUGAAGGGCACCCUGCGAAGGCUCCUCAACAGAGCAGCCUCAUGUCCAUGA